UGUUAAAUCUUUCAGAAAAAGCACAGCCAGCGAAAAGAGUCGCAUACGCAAACAAACUGCAGGGAUAAAGCCAGAAAACGAUCGCCAAAUCCGGCCGGAGGAAGAGAAAACCGAAGAGAGACUCCACCUCUGUAUCUCCGGUGAUUUGCAGUCGAGGGAGAGAGAUGGCGGAUCAGUUUGUUUGGGGAUGGAUCCUGAGCUCAUUGCUGGCGCUCGUCGCGCUUUUCGGUAUGGCGGUUCGGAAACCGAGGAGAGAUGGAAUUUCGAGGAGGAGCGAGUGUGUGAAGAGUGUGGCUGCAGUUAGCGGAGAAUGUAGAUCCGAUAACGGUGGCGCCGACGUUAUCAUCGUCGGAGCCGGCGUCGCAGGCGCUGCUCUGGCUCACACCCUUGGCAAGGAUGGACGUCGAGUGCAUGUAAUUGAAAGAGAGCUGACAGAGCCUGAUCGAAUUGUUGGGGAACUGCUACAACCAGGGGGCUAUCUCAAGUUACUUGAGUUAGGACUUGAAGAUUGUGUGGAGGAAAUUGAUGCUCAACGGGUAUUUGGUUAUGCUCUUUUCAAAGAUGGAAAACAUACACGACUGUCGUAUCCCUUGGAAAAGUUUCAAUCAGAUGUCUCUGGGAGGAGCUUUCACAAUGGCCGUUUCAUACAGAGGAUGCGGAAGAAGGCUGUUUCUCUUCCAAAUGUUCGAUUGGAGCAAGGAACAGUUACUACUCUUCUUGAAGAAAAAGGCACAAUUAAAGGAGUGCAGUACAAAACUAAGGAUGGCAAAGAAUUGACAGCAUUUGCACCUUUGACUGUUGUUUGUGAUGGCUGUUUUUCAAACUUGCGUCGCUCCCUUUGCAACCCUAAGGUAGAUGUGCCUUCUUGUUUUGUUGGUUUGGUCCUUGAGAAUUGCCAACUUCCAUAUGCAAAUCAUGGCCAUGUUGUACUGGCAGAUCCAUCCCCCAUUUUGUUGUAUCCUAUCAGUAGCACGGAGGUUCGCUGUCUGGUUGAUGUACCUGGUCAGAAGGUUCCUUCUAUUGCAAGUGGUGAGAUGGCUGACUAUUUGAAAACUGUGGUAGCCCCUCAGGUUCCCCCAGAACUCUAUGAUUCAUUUAUUGCUGCAGUUGAUAAGGGAAGUAUAAGAACAAUGCCAAAUAGGAGCAUGCCAGCUGCUCCAUAUCCUACUCCUGGAGCCUUACUAAUGGGGGAUGCAUUUAACAUGCGCCAUCCUUUAACUGGAGGAGGAAUGACUGUGGCACUGUCUGACAUUGUAGUCCUACGGGACCUUCUUAGGCCUCUUCGUGACCUAAGUGAUGCACCCACACUCUGCAGAUAUCUUGAAUCUUUCUACACCCUGCGCAAGCCUGUGGCAUCCACGAUUAAUACAUUGGCAGGUGCCUUGUAUAAGGUUUUCUGUGCUUCACCUGAUCAAGCGAGAAAGGAAAUGCGCCAAGCUUGCUUCGAUUAUUUAAGCCUUGGGGGUGUAUUUUCAACAGGUCCUGUCUCACUGCUUUCUGGUUUGAACCCCCGACCCCUGAGCUUGGUUCUACAUUUCUUUGCUGUGGCAAUAUAUGGUGUUGGUCGUUUGUUACUACCCUUCCCUUCACCUAAGCGAAUCUGGGUUGGAGCUAGAUUGAUUUCUGGUGCAUCAGGAAUAAUCUUCCCAAUUAUCAAGGCAGAAGGAGUGAGGCAAAUGUUUUUCCCAGUAACUGUUCCGGCAUAUUACAGGGCUCCUCCUGUUAAAUAUGAACAAGAUUGAAAAGAGAUGUAUAACUGAAAUUUACCAAAUUAUUCAGCUCCUGCCAUGACAUGCUAGUUUGCAUCAUCUUCAGUAAAGAGAAGAAACAAAGCAAGAUUGUAUCUUUACAUCCCCUUCCUUGUUCAAACGAAGUCAACGGGAAGCAAGAAAUGUGCAUUAGUCAACAGUUUGGUUGUAGGACCUUCGCUCUUUAGGCUGUUCAUAAUUUUUGUUCUGAGAGACUUUCCAACUCCAUGUUGAAUGAUAUCUUCAGAUUGCUUAAGUCCCUGUUCUUUUGUAAAAUGAAUGCAAAGCUUUUGUCAUGCUAAUCAUAUUUUUCUUUCACCAGCAAUAAGCAUUACGGUUUGAA
Messenger RNA from Rubroshorea leprosula, 2091 nucleotides. NCBI's taxonomy places the organism in Eukaryota, Viridiplantae, Streptophyta, Magnoliopsida, Malvales, Dipterocarpaceae. The record is from the annotation of a GenBank genome assembly.